Molecule: messenger RNA, 2885 nt
Organism: Eruca vesicaria subsp. sativa (arugula)
Lineage: Eukaryota; Viridiplantae; Streptophyta; Magnoliopsida; Brassicales; Brassicaceae
Source: the annotation of a GenBank genome assembly
AGAUAAUGCCCGCCUCGUCACCAAUUCUCGCCACGUCACUUCCGCAAAAACAGCUUACAACUUCCUCACCCGCCGGUGGAUUCCGCCUCCCGCCGCCCGAGAAACUCGCAAUUCUCCUCGACAGAUCAGAAUCAGUGGACUUGGUGCAGCAAAUCCACGCGGCUAUCCUCCGUCAUAACCUCUACCUCCAUCCUUACCACCCUGUCUUAAACCUCAAGCUCCACCGCGCAUACGCUUCCCACGACAAAAUCCGCCACUCGUUGUCUCUGUUACACACUACGAUCGAUCCUGACUUGUUCCUGUUCACCGCAGCGAUCAACACUGCCUCCACUAACGGUCUCCGUGACCAAGCUUUCCGUCUCUAUCUUCAAUUGUUAUCUUCCCGAAUUGUCCCUAACGAGUUUACUCUCUCGUCGAUUUUGAAAUCAUGCUCAGCUCGGUCUGUAAAACUGAUCCAUACACAUGUCAUCAAGUUCGGAUUGGGGUUAGAUCCUUACGUGGCGACUGGUCUCGUCGAUGUUUACGCGUUAGGAGGAGAUUUGGUAUCUGCGCGGAAGGUGUUCGAUAGAAUGCCUGAGAGAAGAAGCAUUGUUUCUUGCACUGCUAUGCUCACCUGCUACGCGAAGCAAGGAGACGUUGAAGCUGCGAGGGCUUUGUUCGAAAGCAUGCUUGACAGUGAUAGAGACAUUGUUUCUUGGAACGUGAUGAUUGAUGCAUACGGUCAACACGGGUUUCCCAGUGAAGCUCUGAUGCUUUUCCGGGAACUGUUGGCCGAAGGAAAGCCAAAACCUGAUGAGAUAACGGCCGUGGCUACUCUCUCGGCUUGUUCGCAGAUCGGCGCGCUUGAAUCGGGGCGUUGGAUUCAUGUUUUGAUCGAGAGAAGUGGCAUAAGGGUUAAUGUUAAAGUGUGCACGGCUUUGAUUGAUAUGUAUAGCAAAUGUGGGAGCUUGGAAGAGGCUGUUUCAGUGUUUAAUGAUACUACGAGGAAGGAUAUCGUGGCGUGGAACGCGAUGAUUGCUGGCUACGCGAUGCACGGGUAUAGUCAAGAGGCGUUGAGAUUGUUUGAUGAGAUGCAGGGAACCGUAGGGUUGCAGCCAACGGAUAUAACUUUCAUUGGAACACUACAGGCUUGUGCUCAUGCUGGUUUGGUAGAGGAAGGUGUAAGAAUGUUUGAGUCAAUGGGACAAGUGUAUGGUAUUAAACCCAAGAUUGAACAUUACGGAUGUUUGGUCAGUCUCCUUGGUCGCGCUGGUAGGUUAAAGCAGGCUUAUGAGAUCAUAAAGAACAUGGAAAUCGAGGCCGAUUCUGUUAUAUGGAGUUCUCUUCUUGGAAGCUGUAAACUUCAUGGAGAUUUUGGGCUAGGGAAAGAAAUUGCAGAGUAUCUCAUUGGAAGGAACAUCACAAACUCAGGAACUUAUGUUCUUCUUUCGAAUAUAUAUGCAUCGGUGGGUGAUUACGAAGGGGUGGCGAAAGUGAGGAGUUUGAUGAAGGAGAAAACGAUAGUGAAAGAGCCAGGAGUAAGCACGAUAGAAAUCGAUGGUAGAGUUCAUGAAUUUAGAGCUGGAGAUGGAAAUCAUUUGCAAAGCGAGGAGAUUUACACAAUGGUGAGAAAGAUGAGCGAGUGGAUCAAGUCUAGUGGUUACGUGCCAGAUACAAACGUGGUCUUGCAAGAUCUCGAGAAGUCAGAGAAAGAGGAGUCUCUAGAAGUACACAGUGAGAGGCUAGCCAUUGCGUAUGGUCUGAUCAGUACCAAACCAGGAAGCCCCUUGAGGAUAUUCAAGAACCUGCGAGUGUGUUCGGAUUGUCAUACGGUGACGAAACUGAUAUCGAAGAUCACAGGGAGGAAAAUUGUCAUGAGAGAUCGGAAUAGGUUCCAUCAUUUCGUGGAUGGUUCUUGUUCUUGUGGCGAUUUCUGGUAAAACCAAACUCUACGUAAUUGUGAGUUGUACAUGAAAAGGAGUCCAUGUUGUCUUAAUGUAUCUGCCAUUUUGUCUCAAUGUCUCUAACGUAAGUAGAUGAAGCCGAACAAUCUCCAAAGACCGUCAAAAAUGAUCUUGGUGUCGCAUCAUAUUUGAAAGAUAUUGUCACUCUGUCCUCGUAAAGGUCUGCAUUCUCGUAUAUGUGUAUGUUAACUGAGCAGUGGUGAAUGAGGUUGACAGAUUAGCUAGACAACUUAGUCUUAGAUAGAAAAGAGUGAGAUUUUAUUCAGAACAGAAGUCGCAUUUUACAGUAGAGGCGCAGUGGUCAUUCUAAGUUCUCAAGCAUCAGCCUUCCUUGGCCUUCCAUAGCUAGCUGGGCCACUGCUGUGUGUCAAAGUGGUCUCGAGCGUGUUGAACUUGACCCUUCUUGCUUCUUCGAGUGAGAUCUGGUACCCAUUGGAUAUGACCUCUAGUGGUAAACCUCUCAUGACCGAGGUUCGUCCAGCAAGUGUGUUGAUCUGUGCGUUUGCGUUUGUCUUGAACUCGAUCCACCGGAACUGAUCGCUUGUUGCGCGUUUCACCACGGAGAAACCUUGUGGUAUGGCAAGUAGCUGUCCCUGAGAGACUUGUCCGUCGAACACUCUGUCACCGUUGUCGUUUACUACCUGCACUUGGGCUUCCCCGUCUGUCACGUAGAGAACCGCGUUUGCGUUUGCGUUCCACUGGGGAAGCACCAUUGUGUUCUACAUCCAAUACAUGUUUCAAUAGUCAUGUUUUCUGUUUAAAAGUAGAAAAUUGACAUAUUAUAGCGAACCGGAAACAUAAACUAACCAAAAUGUUCCAUUUGUGGGUAGGUAGAAUUCGUGGAAGUUAUUGGUUUUUUUUUUUCUAAUGGAUUUGAAAAUCCCAAUUAAUCAAUUGUUAUUAGUUCUAUGAUUUUGAAAUUCAAAUCAAAAUCAUGUGUUU